This is a messenger RNA of Alternaria ethzedia, 282 nucleotides long. RefSeq lists its product as uncharacterized. The record is from RefSeq and is a predicted model, not a curated record. Bases 1 to 282 code for a protein of 93 amino acids. The transcript is spliced from 3 exons. NCBI's taxonomy places the organism in Eukaryota, Fungi, Ascomycota, Dothideomycetes, Pleosporales, Pleosporaceae.
AUGGCGUCAAAAGCAUUCGCAAACGGCCUCAAGGAGCUGAGGUUCCUGUUCUGCCAGACCAGCGAGCACAGCGCCGCGACAAGGAAUUUCCUCAUGCGAAGCUACCCCGCCAUGAAGAAGGCCAACCCAUCCAUCCCCAUUAUGAUCCGCGAAGCCAGCAACACCCAGCCCACCGUAUAUGCCCGAUUCGACUUCGGAAAGGAGCGGAAGCUGUCGCUGAAGGGCCUGGACGACAAGGCCAUCGAACAACAAGUCACAGAGCUGGUACAGAAGGGCGCAUGA